CACCAAGCCUUGCGUUAGGUUCUACAGAUGACUUUAAGUGAGCCCUGUGCACCCAAUACAGGUAUGUAGUGUAGCAUCACUGAUCUACUGAGAUUAUCUACAAGAUCACCACCCAGGAGGCGGAGGAGGUACUUCACGCCAUCAAAGGAACCUUAACACCUUCCAGAUAAACAUCUUUCUCAGAAUUGUCCUCCUCCCUCCAUCACAACCCAUCAUGUGGUUAAAGAGCUCUUCACCAAACCGCAGAGCAGCAGGCCUGAUAGUAGUGGAAAGAGGCAUGGUGCUGUAGAAGAGCCAGAUGGGGUGCUGCAUGGUGACAGCCGCGUGCAACUAGUGGAACGGAUGUGAGACAGCCAGCAUCUUUGACUUUGCAAAAGUGGAUGAAAUGGGCGACGCUGCAAAGAAGCCGAACUCCAAAAAAUUCAAAUUAUUUAAAUUCAAUGUGUUCGGUAGCCUGAGCAGCCUCCCCAGGGCUUUCCGCAAAAGAGAUUCUCAAAAUCCAGAGGCAAGCAACAAUGGCAGCUCGGACCACGUCUUUGAGAAGACGCAAGAUGACCUCACCACCUUACCCAGGAGCCCUUCUUACGCCAGGUCCAGUGACAUGUACAGCCACAUGGGGACCAUGCCUAGAAUCAGCAAAAAACUCUCAAAAUCCAAAAAAGAAAAAAGUAAGGGCCGAGCGUCCACCAUGGCAUCGUACUCCGCCAGUGACCUGCUGGAUGAAGGCGCCAAUGAACUGAUAGUGGUUCCCUCCCUAAAGACGCAAAGAAAGACGGAGGAGACUGCGUUACAGGAUGGCGUGGAAGACCAGAAAGAAGAUAUCAUAAAGGCUGACUCCACGGGACGUCCAAGUGACCCCAGUUUUGACAGCCUAGAGGUGACACCAGAUGUCAACCAUAUAGCUGAGGAGAAUGAAGUGGUACAGAGCAAAGAGAGCAGCGACGAGAGCACUUGUAAUAGUCUGGAUGGUGGAAGUGAGUACGUGAAGUUCUCCAAGGAGAAGUACAUCUUGGAUACUCCACCGGAGAAGCUGCACAAGGAGCUAGAAGAGGAGCUAAAACUUAACAGCUCAGACCUGCGUAGCCACGCCUGGUACCACGGGCGCAUACCACGAGAGGUGUCGGAGACCUUGGUGCAUAGAAACGGAGACUUUCUCAUCAGGGACUCGUUGACCAGCCUGGGUGACUAUGUGCUGACUUGUCGAUGGAAGAACGAGCCUCUUCAUUUCAAGAUCAACAAGGUGAUGGUGAAAACCAGUGACAGCUACACCCGUAUCCAGUAUCUCUUCGAACAGGAGAGCUUCGACAACAUCCCAGCCCUGGUGCGCUUUUAUGUCGGCAGCCGAAGAGCUGUCUCAGAUCAGAGUGGCGCGCUCAUCUUCUGUCCUAUCAACCGGACAUUUCCACUGCGAUACCUGGAAGCCAGCUAUGGACUGUCACCGGGAAGGCCAAGUACUCAAAGCCCACAGAAGGGACAUAUGAAGAGAAGAAGCAUCACCAUGACUGAUGGUCUCACUGCCGACAAGAUCACCAAGAGCAAUGGAUGCGCAAACAGCACCUCCUCCCCACAUCACAGAGAUAUCAUCAGAAACUGUGCAGUCAGUGUGGACCAAAUCCAAGACCUACACGCCCCAAUGUCCCCCAUUUCUGAGACCCCCGGAUCCCCGGCCUAUGGUACAGUCGUUAGGGUGAAGCCGCAGGGACCUCCAGCAGGAAUGGUGACUCCCGGUUCUCCGGUGCCGAGAAGAUCCAGUGAACCUUACGUUAAUCCAGCAAAUAACAAGGCCACAUUAAACAUGGCCGAAACCUCCCAUUCCACACCCGGUCACGGCUACACACAAAUCUCUCCCUCGCCCUCUAUAAACAGUUACAGUGACCCCGAUAACGGACAUUACUGCCAGCUACGCCCAGCCUCCCCGACACAUGACACCCACAACAAACCUCUGCCGACCAAGAGCUACGUGGAAAGAUUAAAAGUGGAUGAAGGCGUCAGGGCAGGCGUCAACCAUGCGGUGGAAGAUACUGACAAGGACAGGCUCUCUUUUACUACCCCAAGUAUAGAAGCCAAAUCUUCUUUUAACCCGUCCGCCUUCAAGUCCAUGCUGAUCCCCGCAGACAACAAGCCCCUGGAGAUGUGCAUCCUGAAGAAGGUCAAGGAGCUGUUUUCGGAGGUCGAUGCAAAGACCAUUGCCCAGCAUAUCACCAAAACAGACUGCGAGGUUGCCAGGAUACUCGGUGUUACCAAGGAGACGCAGAGGAUGAUGGGAGUCAGCUCAGGCAUGGAGCUCCUGACGCUGCCGCAUGGCCGCCAGCUGCGGCUUGACCUUCUCGAAAGAUUUCACACCAUGUCCAUCAUGAUCGCUGUCGAUAUCUUGGGCUGCACGGGAAGUACGGAGGAGAGGGCUGCGUUACUGCACAAGACCAUUCAGCUGGCAGCCGAGCUGAAGGGCACGCUGGGCAACUUGUACAGCUUCGCGGCUGUGAUGAACGCUCUGGAAUUGACACAGAUCUCAAGACUAGAACAGACGUGGAUCGCCCUGAGACAGAGACACACAGAGGGAGCCAUAUUGUAUGAGAAGAAACUGAAGCCGUUCCUGAAAAGUAUGAAUGAAGGCAAAGAGAGUCUCCCGCUGAGCAACACCACAUUCCCUCAUAUCAUCCCUCUCAUCACCCUUCUGGAGACAGACUCCCCUCUGCUGGACGGCGGAGAGCCAUGGGACAGCAUUGACAAUGGGGUAGAAGUGGUCAUGUCUCAUCUAGAAGCGGCUAGGAUGGUGGCACAUCACGGGGGGCUCUACCGCACCAAUGCCGAGAUGAGGCUACAAGGUUUCCACCCCAGACCCGAUCUCUUGGAGGUCUCCAGCACUGAAUUCCAAAUGCGGAUGCUUUGGGGCAGCCGGGGAGCGGCUGGAACUCAAGCCGAGCGAUACGACAAGUUUGACAAAGUUCUCACCGCUCUCUCGCACAAACUGGAACCGUCUGUGCGCUUCAGUGAAUUAUAACAAAGACCCCAGUGAUCUAGACUGGAAAACCCAGGGGGGGAAAGUGUCCAAAGCAAUGAAUCAAAGACUUCUUACGGAGAUGGAAAUAUAGCACUUUUUAUGACUUUUCUUGUGGGAGGGGAGGGGUGUCAAUAUAUCCGCACCACAGUGCAUGCUGUUACUUGCAACAUGGAACGGUUUAAAAUAUAUCCAGGGAAGAUAACAGCAUUGUAUGUGCUUUUCAGUUCACACAAGACCAAUCUGAUACCAUGGGUGGCUUUGAUAUGGGAAGCCCUCGUCCACCAUGUUGGAACUGGCAUGCCAGCCAAGGCCAAGGUCUGUAGGCAGACAGAAAGCCAAAAACGAUAUGCACUCAAAUAAAAAACUGCCGCCAUGCUGUGCAGCGACUGGUUAUGAGAGAGGACUGUAGCGCCACCUAGUGGUUGUAUGACGUCAUCCAAAAAUCAUUAAACUGAAAUCUACCCUAAAAUUUAAGCACAUGGAUAGGAGACGAUUCAACACGCCUUCCCAAUGACUGCAAUAAAGUGGACCAUUAAGAUCAUCGAUACAUCAGAGACUACAAUUUUAUAUUUUCAGCCUGUAGGAAAGAAGGGGUUAAUAAUAUCUGUACUACACGACACACGCAAGGCCGUCAGUAUAUUUUUAUAAUAAAAUCUCACAUUGAAAUGUAACCAGAAGGAAAAGGAGAAGCGGUGGGGACCAUAAAGGGAGGUCUUAUAGCUGCUCUGGUGGCGGGGAGCGUGUCCUGCUAACUUUUGGGCAGAUCCUCCUGCAACUUUGUCUUGAUGAGCUUUACCAGGCUCCUCCUACUCACCACCUUGCAACUUUUACAACUACGGGAGGGAUGGAGGGUCAAAGUUACCUUCUCUUGUAAAAUGAGCAGCAAGAGAGUGAUGAGACCUCUUGGCGACAUGAGCAGAUCUGGGGUGUACCUAGAGAUAGAUCUGUAACUCAAAUUGGCCCCUGUGCAGGCGCUUCCCAUGUUCACGACCAAGGGUCAUGCCACUGUUGCAGGGGGAAGGUGGAGGAUUUGUGGCAUGAACCACCAUUAUAAUGGCUGCCGGCCAUUCUCGCCAAUCAGGGUCUGGCUUUCAUAGUCGUUUGUGAAAUAUAAAAUGAAAGGAAGAAUCUGAUUGGUUGCUCUGAUUUUGGGUGGGUAAAGCAUUUGCACAUCUGUACAUAGGUGUCAUUUCAAUGUAGUCCCGAUCCAGCUGUGAAGAUUCCUCAUUUUUGGCAAAAAAUAUGAGAUCGGAGAUGAGACCCAUGCGGGCAGGCGGCCCCCACCUAUAGACUGUAUAUGGACUUAUAAAGGAUGAAUGUCAAUUGGAUGAAUUUCCCAUGUAUAUAAUCCCAGUCUGUAAAUAUCUGCUCACCGCCUGCGCUGUACAGAGCUGUCACUUCGUCUCAUUGUACAUAGCCAUCCGCUAUCGAUUCCAGCUCAUUUGUAAAUAAAUGUAUUG
Molecule: messenger RNA, 4461 nt
Organism: Bufo gargarizans (Asiatic toad)
Lineage: Eukaryota; Metazoa; Chordata; Amphibia; Anura; Bufonidae
Product: SH2 domain-containing protein 3C-like
Exons: 12
Coding region: 386-3001 (871 amino acids)
Biological process (GO): small GTPase-mediated signal transduction; positive regulation of peptidyl-serine phosphorylation
Molecular function (GO): guanyl-nucleotide exchange factor activity; phosphotyrosine residue binding
Source: RefSeq, a predicted model, not a curated record